CGCGGCGUCCCCGGGCGGGAGGGCGGAGCGGCGCAGAUCGCCGGGAGCAUGUGGACGCUCGGACCCCGCUGGGCUGCCGGCCUCGUGUCCCGCUCGGCGCUCCGGGGCUCGGCCCGGACCCGAGCUGGGACACUGCGGCCGGCGAGGAGCAUCGCACUGGGCGGCCGCCGACCCCUGCGCGGCGGGACCGCCGCGGCCUGCGCGCCCCGCCAGGCGGGUUUGAGCCUCUACUGCCUCAACCAGAUUCUCAGUGUCAAAAAGCAGAAUGUCUGUUUGAUGAACUUGAGGACAACAGGAAGUUUGGGCAACCCAGGCUCCUUGGAUGAGUCCACCUAUGAGCGGCUGGCCGAGGAGACCCUGGACGCCUUGGCAGAGUUUUUUGAAGACCUUGCAGACAAACCUUACACGUGCGAAGACUAUGACGUCUCCUUUGGGAGUGGUGUUUUAACAAUCAAACUGGGUGGAGAUUUAGGGACCUACGUGAUCAACAAGCAGACCCCGAACAAGCAAAUCUGGUUGUCUUCGCCAUCCAGUGGCCCCAAGCGCUACGACUGGACUGGGAAAAACUGGGUGUACUCCCACGACGGCGUGUCCCUCCACGAGCUGCUGGCCGCGGAGAUGACGAAAGCCUUCAAAACCGAACUGGACUUGUCUUCUCUGGCCUAUUCUGGAAAGGACCCUUGAUGCCCAGCCCCGUUGGAAAGACAGUGGAAGUUCCAAAGCCAAGACCCAGCUUCCUUCUGCAGCCGAAAGUCUAGUUUGUUCUGGUCCUGCUUUUGAGGGCAGUUGCAUUGUGGGUAACAGCUCUGGGAAAAGAAUAGGUCGCCUCUCACCCUACCUCUGACUUUGGAUGAUUAACUUCCAUAGCUUUUUUUGGACUUACUGUCUGAUUCCCUCCCUCACAUGAUAGCCUGCAUCUUUACAAUGCCUCUAUACCCAUGCCUAUACAUUUAACCUUGCAACAAAGAAAAAUAAUAAUAAGGAAAAAUUCUGAGAGGAGAAAUGAAUUGGCUUCACCAUUUGUUCUUUGAAGGACUUGGUGAAAAACUGCACGAAGAGUGGCUGGCUGAACUCACCAUUGUCUCAACACGAGACUCAUUAAAGAGGGCCUCUAAGUGUUCCCACGCCUCUUGAAAACAUAGACCCUUAAACAUAGCGGGCUGUUACUAUUGAAGUGUCCGUGGCAACUCGGGAAUUCUCAAACCGAAGACCAUUCUCUCUUUGUGCUUUGUGUCUGCUGGGGUGUAUGUAGCCUGCAAGGGGUGUCUCGGAGAUACGGUGCUGUUUUCCCCCCCAUAUAUACACAUAAGGGCGUCCCAAAAAAUAUAUACACACUUUGAAUAAUUAUUGAUCCCAGUGGGUUAAAUCUGAAAAGAAAGAAGCAUCAACUGAGGCUAUCAGCUGUUAAAGUGUGUACACAUUUUUUGGGUCACCCUGUAUAUGCACAUACACACAUUUAAUUAUGUUUGAGUGUAUGUAUUUUUUAAUUUUUUUUUUUUAAUUUUAGGGUCAGUAUAGAAUCAGCUGCUGCAGCACAGGCCUGCGAAUGCAAAAAAAAAAAGUCUUCUAAAGUCAAGAGAGGGAAAAGGCACCUCCAGAAGCUCAUAGAUGUUGAAUAAGUGAGGGAAAGGAGCCGAGGAGGCUCUUUGUAAAUGGAGGGCCCCCCAAAGGAGAAGUGUUUGUGUUCAUGCAAAGAAACCUGGCUUAUCCUUGGCUCAACCCAAAGUGCUGUUUGUCUCUGGGAAAGAUCCACGUACUGGCUGGACCUCUGUUUUCUUGCGUGUUAGGUAAGACAGUUGGGUUAGAUAGAGGAAUGGUGGGUUCCCAGUUCAUUUAGCCAGUAUUCUGGUCAGUAAACUUCACAGGCUAGCUCAAUGACCUCUGCUAGGUGAGGGGAUGACAGGAACCAUAUUUUUUAAGCUUUAGAAUAAAAUAUAUGAUUAUUAGAAUUACUUGAAUGUCCACUGAAUUCAUGUUCAAGUAAUAACCUUUAUUGUGCCCUUACUGUGCUAAUAUGCUAUAGACUGAAUGUUUUUGUUCCCCUAAAAUUCAUAUGUUGAAUCCUAGUCCCCAAAGUGAUGGUAUGAGGAGGUGGGGUCUUUUGGAGGUGAUUAUGUCUUACGGGGUGAGCCCUCAUGAAUGCAGUCAGUCCCCUUAUCAGAGAAGCCUCAGAGAGCGCCCUCCCCUUUCUACCAUCGGAGGACACAGCAGCCUGUGAACCAGACACUGAGUCUGCUGGGACCUUGACCUCAAACUUCCCAACCUCGAUAACUGUGAGAAAUAAAUUACGUUGCUUGUAAA
This is a messenger RNA of Pipistrellus kuhlii (Kuhl's pipistrelle), 2301 nucleotides long. It is a transcript of the gene FXN, whose product is annotated as frataxin. Bases 49 to 684 code for a protein of 211 amino acids. Gene Ontology annotation, molecular function: ferric iron binding; 2 iron, 2 sulfur cluster binding; ferroxidase activity. The record is from RefSeq and is a predicted model, not a curated record. NCBI's taxonomy places the organism in Eukaryota, Metazoa, Chordata, Mammalia, Chiroptera, Vespertilionidae. Gene Ontology annotation, cellular component: mitochondrion. The transcript is spliced from 5 exons. Gene Ontology annotation, biological process: iron incorporation into metallo-sulfur cluster; intracellular iron ion homeostasis.